This is a messenger RNA of Selaginella moellendorffii, 2658 nucleotides long. RefSeq names its product serine/threonine-protein kinase CTR1. The transcript is spliced from 15 exons. The coding region runs from base 248 to 2551 and encodes 767 amino acids. The record is from RefSeq and is a predicted model, not a curated record. NCBI's taxonomy places the organism in Eukaryota, Viridiplantae, Streptophyta, Lycopodiopsida, Selaginellales, Selaginellaceae. Gene Ontology annotation, biological process: protein phosphorylation. Gene Ontology annotation, molecular function: protein kinase activity; ATP binding.
UGGCCUGUGCCUCCACACCAAAUUAGGGCUCCUCGAGCUCGUCUAGGGUUCUUCUUGGCGCUCCGCGGCUCGGAGAGCGGCGACAUCGGUGUCAAGCGCCUCAUCCAGCGCCCGCAUUCUCAAUAGCCGGUGAGUAGCUAUCCGACGCGAAUCUGCCGCUAGAACAGCGCCUUCCAGACGAGAAAUCCAAUCCGGAAGGGGUAUGCAACGAUGCGGCUCCGCUUGAGCAGCGGCAUCGAUUCUCAGUAUGCUGGGAUCCUUCCGCAGAUUUGAAGCCGGCAAUGAUGGCAGUGGGCGCUUUGGCGUCGGGAUUCUUGGCAAGGCAGAGAUUAGCGACGACGUAGUCGAACGAGCUCCCCUUCUAGGUGCUGUUGAGAGCGGGCGAGUCAGUGUAGAAGAUCAUGCCUCCUGGACUAGGAGAUUCCAAGAAAUCGCCAUCUCCAUUGGAGCUACCAAUAGAUCAUCAGCUGAUAGAGGAGGAACUUUGAUCAGUGAUUCAAGCCAGCAGCAUGAUGGGGGAAGGAUACUUCCACUUCUUCGACAGUCGAGUGGAGGGAGCUUCACAGAGAGUCUUCGCUCGACUGACUUUCCACCACUCACGCUAUCUCCGCCCCGGACACUCGACUCAAACGACUGUAUAUCACUGGAGAAAGCCGGAGAACCGUGUGGAAGCUGGAUGCAGCAGGCAGAAACGGGCUAUAACUUACAAAUGGCGCUAGUGCUUCGGAUGAUGGCUGAUGUAGAGGAGAUUCCAUUGUCAACUCCAGUUCGUGUGGCUCCUCCAAAUCCCGCCGUCUUCACGAGCCAUAGAUUCUGGGUACACGGAAGUCUGGGAUAUAGCGAUAGGAUCGACGAUGGUUUCUACUAUGUGCAUGGAAUAGAUCCAUACGUGUGGGCGAUGUGCACUGAUGUGGAUGACAAAGGGCGGAUGCCAACUCUGGACGCUCUUCGUGCAGUCGACAUUUCUCAGGUUUCGUUGGAAGCUGUUUACAUCGAUAGAAGCUGCGACUCUUCUCUGUGCGAACAUGAGAAGACCGCUGUCGCAAUUGGCUAUGAAUGCAGCAAUGCUUCUGAGCUGCCGGAACGCCUUGGGAAGUUUGUGAGUAACGUCAUGGGUGGCAAGGCAUCAAAUGGCGAAGGAGAACUUAUCUCUCACUGGAUAACGAGGAGUAGAAAGCUUAAGGAUGCCUUGCAUAGUGCCGUCAUUCCCAUUGGCACUGUCCGGAUUGGACUUUGCUGGCACCGUGCCCUUCUCUACAAGUUUUUGGCAGAUAGCAUAGGCCUACCUUGUCGAAUUGCUCGUGGCUGUAAGUACUGCGGUCUGGACAAAGGAGCGUCUUGUCUGGUGCUUUGUGGCACAGAAAGGGAGUAUUUUGUCGACUUGAUUGGUUCUCCUGGAGAGCUACAUGAAUGGUCUUCGUUUCUCAAUUCUUACUCGAUACCAGUGACGUCACCUUUACGGCUUCCCGAUUUUAGAUCCUCGACUCUAACUGACGAUGAUCGACCUUGGAAUAUGGCUUCAGAGUUCGAAGCAUCUCAGAAAUCUGAUAAUCGAGAUGGGAAAGUGGCAUGUUCAGCGGACCAGUCUCAUCUGUAUAAUAGCAGUUCCACCGGAAGUAGCAACAGAACUAGUAACGGCGAUUUGCAUUUCCUGGAUCGUAAUCAGCAUGGUACCUUGCCUUCGCAACACGCUGAAUCCUUUAGCCGAACUGACACUUUCAGCGAAUGGGAGAUACCCUGGGAAGAACUUGUUUUGAAAGAACGACUAGGCGGAGGGUCCUUUGGCACUGUGCACUUGGCAGAUUGGCAAGGAACGGACGUCGCUGUUAAGAUCCUGCUAGAUCAAGAUGCAACGCAAGAAUUGCUGUCAGAGCUGACUAGGGAGAUUGUCAUUUUACGAAGGCUACGGCAUCCGAAUAUUGUUCUUUUUAUGGGUGCCGUGACGAAACCUCCACAUCUUUCGAUUGUCACUGAGUAUCUCCCCAGGGGCACGUUAUUUCGACUACUGCAUACUCCGAAGGCAAGAGAAAUCUUGGACGAAAAGAGGCGGCUGCGCAUGGCACUUGAUGUGGCCAGAGGUGUAAAUUAUCUUCACAGAAGCAAGCCUGCGAUUGUCCAUCGUGAUUUGAAGUCACCCAACCUUCUUGUGGACAAAUAUCUAACAGUGAAGGUGUGCGAUUUUGGUCUUUCAAGAUUCAAGUCUAAAACGUUUCUGUCAUCUCAGACUGGCGCUGGCACGCCAGAAUGGAUGGCCCCGGAAGUGCUUCGUGACGAGCCUUCCAAGGAGAAGUCCGACGUGUACAGCUUUGGUGUUGUUCUAUGGGAGCUUGUAACUCUACAAAAGCCUUGGACAGGACUCACUGCUAUGCAGGUAGUAGCGGCCGUAGCGUUUAAUGGCCGGAGGCUACAAAUCCCCAGUAAUGUGAACCCCAAGAUGCGAGCUCUGAUCGAGUCUUGCUGGGCAAACGAUCCAGAACUACGACCUUCGUUUGCCAGCAUCAUCGAUGCACUCAAGAAAUUCCAAGAGCCACUCUUCCUGGAAGAGAGUUAAAUACAGGAGCUCUCUCUCUCUCUCUCUCUCUCUCUCUCUUCUCACUCUCUCUUUUGUAAAGAAAUGAAGCGCGAAAUCUAGCGGCUUCGAUUUUGCCACAUUUAUUC